AUGCCCAUGUCGUCAGCUGCCCAAUCACCUCCACGGGUUCAGUCGCGUGUACCCACACCCCAAACCGCAGCAACCUUCCCAAAGAACCACUCACCCAAUUACCGACCCAGAAGUCCUGGGCAUCGUACUGGUGCUGGUCUUGGGAAUGCUCAUCCAGUGCAACAAACUGGAUCAAGUGUACGGGAGUACCAAAAAACAUCAGUGCUCAAACCUGAGCCUAGCGCUGGUAAUCAGCAAGCUCAGGGUACAGAACCAACGUAUCAGUCGAGGUUUCAGAACAAUCAACAACAAACUAACAAACCUCCAGUUCAACCUUCAGUACCUCAACCUCCACGAAAAAUAACCUUCACAUUGAGGCGAAUAGCAGGAGGGUAUAGCACAAAGCAAAAUUCUCAACCCACAAACAAUAAACCCUCGAAUACAAAGGUUUCAUUUGACAACCAACCUCUUCAAAAACCGCAAGAUCCUCCACCACAAAUUCAUUCCUAUAAUUCUCAGCCAAAUCCCAAACUUUCAAACAUCUACGGCACUCAAAAGAAGCAGAAUUCUCCUCCGAAUGACCAACAAUCACUGUCAUCAAACAACCAACAGCAGCAAGCAGGUUACUACAGUAAACAAGCAUCAUCUACUUCUCAAAUAGUGAUGUCCAAACUAUCGCAGAACUCGGGGUAUCAAACUAACAAAGAUCCGACCCCACCAGAGCAAUCUCAAAACCUUAACACACAAAGUCAGAAUGUGCAGCCUUCAGUCGGCUUGCAACAAGCAGGAAGUACAGUCAGUCAGGCCAACAGCUGGAAACCAGGAACCGGACCGGGCAGCGACCUAAACAUGCCAGCCUCUGGUCUUACCUCCUAUCAAAGCAGUUCAGGUACAUCCUACCAGAGUCGUCCAAAUCCGCCCCAGAAGCAACAGCAACAAGUUGGAUAUCAACAAACUCAGCAAAAAUUAGGACAGCAACAACAGCAACAGAAUCCUCAAAACGGGGGGUAUCAGAAAUCACAGCAACCACAGCACAAGGUCGGAUAUCAACAACAGCAGCCACAGCCACAGCAACAGCAGCCCCAACAGGGAGGAUAUCAACAGAAACCACAGCAACCACCGCAGAAGGUCGGAUAUCAACAACAGCCACAGCAACAGCAACAGCAACAACAGCCCCAACAGGGAGGAUAUCAACAGAAACCGCAGCAGAAUGUAGGAUAUCAACAACAGCAACAGCAGCCUCAACAGGGAGGAUAUCAGAAGAAGCCACAGCAACCGCCGCAGAAUGUAGGAUAUAAACCUCAGCCACAGCAACAGCAGAAUGGUGGAUAUAAACAGCAACAGUCUUAUCAGUCAAAGAGUCAGCCAGUGCCACAACAAAAUCCCCAAAUGGGAAGUAAAAACGGAGUUGGACAACCAGCAUAUAUGCACGUUGAUAAUAAAAACACCAACAACGUCCUGAGUGGGCAAGUCAACAGACCAGCUGCUGGUCUGACACAAGGGAUGGGGUCUCCCGCAAACAAUCAGGGCACAAGCUACGGUGGACAAGUUCAAACACAGACCAGCCAAACUAAGCAAGGUGGCACCAUGCAACAAGCUGCCUUGAAAUAUAAGUAUAACCUGCAGGGACAACAGCAGAUCAAAGGACAGGGCCAGACGAGUGCUGCUUCGUAUGGUCAGUCUGUAAAUAAUCAACCAGGAAUGCAGAACCAGAAUAGUAAGACCCCUGGAGCGACACAGGUAUCAGGUUACGGUAAUACCGGAUCUCAAGGUCAGUCCACUUCAGGUGGACCUCGGCCCGGAAAUACACAGACUUCAGUACAGAGUCAGAAUCAGAUCAAUAGUGCACGGACAUAUGCUGGACAACAGGCUCAACUGCCCAUACAGUCAUCAGCUGCUGGAUCGGGACAAACGCUGAGUCAGCAUAUUGGUCAGUCAAAUAUCGGUCCUAAUAACCAGGCAGGCGUGUCCAACUCUUACAACACGCAGGGGCGAGGCCAGGGGACUGGACAUUUAGGGUCCGCUGGUCACAAUGGUCUGGGGCAGACAGGAACCGUUAAUCCUGGACUAUCUCAGACCAAUACUGGACUGAUGGGGAAUACAAUGUCAGCACAGAUGAAUCAAGGAACGCAGAACGGCUUAGGUCAGGGUUAUACUCAGGGAGCUCAAAGUAGUGUUAAUCAAGGUAUGCAAAGUGUUGCUGGUCAGACCAUGCAGAAUGGCGUCAGUCAAGGUAUGCAAAAUGGCGCCAAUCAAGGUAUGCAAAAUGGAGCCAAUCAAGGCAUGCAAAAUGGUGCCAAUCAAGGUAUGCAAAAUGGUGCCAAUCAAGGAAUGCAAAACGUUGUUGGACAGAACAUGCAAAAUGGAGUCAAUCAAGGUAUGCAACAUGGCGCCAAUCAAGGCAUGCAAAAUGGUGUCAAUCAAGGAAUGCAAAACGUUGUUGGACAGAGCAUGCAAAAUGGCGUCAAUCAGGGCAUGCAAAAUGGUGCCAAUCAAGGAAUGCAAAAUGUUGUUGGGCAGAGCAUGCAAAAUGGCGUCAAUCAGGGCAUGCAAAAUGGCGCCAAUCAAGGCAUGCAAAAGGGCGCCAAUCAAGGCCAGCAAAAUGGAAACACUCAAGGCAUGCAAAGUGGAGUCAGUCAAGGCAUGCAAAAUGGAAACAAUCAAGGCAUUCAGAAUGGCGUCGGAUUACAAAAUGGCGUAUCAGGUGGAACCUUUCAAAACAAUAAUGUGGGCACCCAGAUGAACACUGGCCAAGCUAGUGGUCUAGCUGCCGGUGGACCUAUUCAGAGUAUUGGAACAUCUGGUGUACCUGGACAGAUGAACACAGGUAGCCAAGGCGGCAUGGCUCAGAAUAGCAUGGUUGCCAAACAGACGAUGGCGGGAAGUAAAACCAUGAUGGCUGGAGGAGGAGGCACAGGAGCUAUGGCAACUGGACUUGGAGGGACGAUGACGGGUCCGGCCCGAGUCAGGGAUCUAGUCCUGCCCUACAGAAACAAAGGAACCGGACUGCUAGGGGCUGAGCCAAUUUCCUUUGAGGUUGGCGUAGGCGGGAGGAUGGUAAUGGACCCCACAGAUGCCCUGAGGUACAAAGCUCAGGGAGGACUGUUACCAAUAAACGGUAUGCCUGGAACACAGGGGGCCAAUGCUGGACAAGUCAUUCACCUGGAAGGACAACCGACAGGGAACAUAUUCACUCAGGCUGCUACAGGCACGGCACACGGUGCCAUUGCUGGAAAUGCUGGCAUGACCGGAACUGUCCGGAAUCAGGCAUCUGUCAAUCUCCCGUCACCACCCGGAACAGGGGUCGUUGCCGGGCAACAAAACAAUCAGCAACAAAUCGUCACUAACCAGCAACCAGUCAAUCAGAUCAGCUUCAGAGGGAAACGAUCAGCCAACACCGGGUUAUUUUCUAAAUACAAACUAAAACCAUCAAGCGCCGGAAACAAGGCGGCCCUGAAGUAAUAAUGACAUAUAUCAUCUAUAUAUCAUCUAUAUAUCACAUAUAUGUCUUGAGUCUGUAGAUGGAUCUCAGUUUAAGAAUUAUCUAUGGUUGUUUGAUGUUCAUCGCUAGUUAUGAUGAAACAAGGUCACUCUCUAUGCCAGAUUUCCCCGGUUCACAUCCUCAGAUAUUGUCACAAGCUAUCCUCAUUAUUUAAUCCAAUCUGGCAAGGUUUAAUUCAGAUGAGAACAAAUGUUAAAUAACGAUACACAGGAUAAACAGCACACUACAUAUAAUGAAUAAAAUGACUGUGUUAAAGUGUGCAAAACAAUGUGACAGUUAACUCUCAAAAUUCUAAAAUUUAUCUUAUGGCAUACAAUAUAUAUAUCAUGCAGAUCAUGAUACAAUGUCAGAUACAGUAUGAUAUUUCGUUUCAAUUUAAUGACUAAAUUUGCAUAUUAAUUGCUGAUUAAUUUGUGAACCUGUUUUGUAAACUAAUGUAUCAACAAGAAUCUGACUACAAUAUAAUACGUAAUUAUAUAAACGUUUCAAUUUCUGCAAACCUGCUGAAAGGGAAACAGUGUUCAUGAACACUUGUCAUAUAAAGUUUAUAUAUUCGUGUAUAUGUGUAUCCCGACAAACAAUCAAUAAAACGAUUUUGUAAUUCA
Haliotis rubra (blacklip abalone) is the source of this 4086-nucleotide messenger RNA. Its product is annotated as glutenin, high molecular weight subunit DX5-like. Bases 1 to 3441 code for a protein of 1146 amino acids. The record is from RefSeq and is a predicted model, not a curated record. NCBI's taxonomy places the organism in Eukaryota, Metazoa, Mollusca, Gastropoda, Lepetellida, Haliotidae. The transcript has a single exon.